GUUUGCCUGGUGACGUUUAGCAUAGGCGCGUGCCUGUUUUACUUCGACUGACAUUUUCAUAUUUGUUUUCCUACGGUUCAGAAAUAAAAUAGAUAGACUUUAAGAAGAAAUGACAAAAAGUAGAUGCCAUAUCAUCUUAUGUUUUAUACUUUUAUUCUUCAGUGAAUAUUCAUCAGGUUUGUACCCGAAAAAAUCAACUUUGUAUAGAAAUAUGAAUGGAGUGAAGAAGGAGCGAGAAUGAAAAUAUUUCAUAUAAAAUGUAUACAAUUCUCUCUCUCUCCUUUUCACUGACAAUAACAGUUAAGUUGUAGUGUAUAUGUGAUAUUCGCAUAUCUAUAUCUUGAACGGGCAAAUGUAAUCAAUAUACUUUUAUUUCUUAUUGAGUUUCAUUCAAACCGUUUAGCCGGCUAAAGGCUACAAAUGUCGAUUGAACUUUAUUUAUUAUGAAAGCGUAAGAAAAUCUGAACUACUUUACAAAGAAUUUAAGAAACAAGAUGACAAAUCCCUAGAGAGACCUCUUUCCAGUUAAUUCUUUUGUUUCUUUUAGUUUCACAAUAAAUAUUUCAUAUACCGUUCAAUAAAAGCUAUGUUAUUGAAUCAAAGACGCCCACGGGAUUGCUAGGUCUAAUUCGCUUAUUUAGCCCAAACUUGCAGUGGAACUUUAAUUGAUGGAUGGUGCUUUCUAUCGUUAAGUACGAUAGGAGAUCGAAAUUUAAACGAUGCUACUGCAGAAUGUAGAGCCAAACAUGGCAUAAAAUCUACUUUACCCUACGUUUUCAAUAAAAACAGUCAAGAUUUUAUGAGAAAUGUUAUGAUACAAAAUCAGCUUAAUUUUACUUGGUUAGGAUUUCAAUUCGUUGAAGAUCAGCCAGUAGCUCAAAAUACUGCUAGAAGACCAAAUUAUUGGAAAUGGAUAGAUGACUCAAUAAUGGAACACCAAGGAUGUUUUGACGACUGGGCUCAAUCGCCCAGUAGAAUGGAUAUGGAAUUAGAGGUUACCCAAUUAUUAACAAAAAUAACUAUCGACGACUGUAAGGCCCGGUGUCAAAGGGAGAAUGAGAAUAAACCAGCAUUCGAACGUUUCUUAGUAGCUGGUCUUCAGGAUGGUAAUAAAUGUUUCUGUUCCAAGUAUUUUGGGAAAUUUGGCCCAAUAGACUCAUGUACCGUUCCGUGUAAAGAUAAUGCAAAUGAAAAAUGCGGCGGUUAUGGAAGAAAUAGUGUUGUUUAUCUAAGUGGCUCAUACGGCCCGUGGUACUACAAACAACCAAAUAGCCAUAGAGGUUCACCUCAGGCUUGCGCAGUUACUUCGAAUUAUCAUCAAAUGAAAAUGGGCGACGAAAAUUGCGAAAAUAUUUAUGAUUAUCUCUGCGAAUUACCAACGUCAUUUUGUAACGGAAAUGGCAACUAUUACUUACGAAAUGGAACUUGUAUUUUUGUGGGAACAUCGAAAAAUUGGUUUGAUUCAAGAAAUGAUUGUAUAGAAAGAGGAGGAGAUUUAUUAAUAUUUAAAGACGACUUAACAAGAACAACGAUAAUGAAAAUGGUAUCAGCAGAUGACUUAAACCUUGAUAACGACGCUAAAUUCUGGUUAGGAUUAACCAAAUGGCGUUGGAGAAUUCACGGUAGAAAUGAUGGUCCUGAAUUAAAAUAUUCAAAUUUUCAUUCUUCCGUCUGGGGAAAUGAUCCACAAUCGACAAAUUUGGAACAAUGCAUAGUUAUGUCCGCCGAGCACAAUUACCAAUGGAUAUGGGUACCUUGUACAAAACUGUCGAUAACAGAUAAAGAAUAUCCCUUCUUAUGCGUAAUAGAUCUUCGUUCAUCAACAACUACAUCAACAUCAACAACUGUUACAACACGUGAACCAACUACAAAAAGUACUGUAAAGAGUACUGUAAAACCUACUGUAAAAACUACUAUAAAAACAACAGUAAAAACAACUAUUAAUGUUCCGGUUACUACAGUCAAAACAACUACUGUUCAAAUUACAUCUACACCUAUUCCACUGACACCUGGAACCGAUCCUAAUUUAGGAGCUUCAACAAGUGAUUCUUCUGGUCUAUCCAAAUUUCAAAUUGCCUUGAUCAUCGUGCUUAUUAUUAUACUAAUCGUUAUAAUCCUUGCGAUUAUCUUCUGCGUCUACUAUAGAUAUAAAAAUAAGGAAGGAUCAGUACAACCCGAAGAUCCAAAGUUUGACGCAAGACCAGAUGCUCCUAUCCCACAACAAGACAUGUAUCUAGAUCCCAAAGGAAGGGAUAAAAAUAUAGAUAUCUUUAAGUACAACAAGAUUGAGAGUCUAGCCUAAGAGAGGUUUUUUCACUAUAGCUUUUUCUCUUCUUCGAUUAUUUACUCUUUAGCUCUUAUAGCUUUCGCUAACAUCUUUAAUACAUGCAUUAAUAGACUACCGAAGAAACUGUAAUAGAAUAAUAUAACAAGAACUGCUUAUAACACACCAAUAACUAAAUAUAUAUUAAUUGCUGUUAUAACAACUUUUAUAGCACACAUGGAUUCUUUCAUAACAGUCCGUAACAAAAAUGGCAUUUUAACCUUCCAAGGACGUGAUGAAAUAUCUAGAGGAUUCUUUUAUUAAAAAUUAUAAACUAAAAACUUUUUAUCAAUUUCAACCAAAAAAAGACUUUCUAACGCUUUUUAUACUGUUUUAACCAUACAAAAAAUCAUAGAAACUAUAAACAAUUAUCUCUACCCCCCGAACAAACUUUAAAGGAUUAACUGUAAAUAGAAAUGACUUCUCUACACUCCACAGUUCAUUAUGCAAUAAUAUUUUGAGUAGUUGCCAAAUAAAAGAAAAGAGAUACUUUUUUU
Molecule: messenger RNA, 2820 nt
Organism: Dimorphilus gyrociliatus
Lineage: Eukaryota; Metazoa; Annelida; Polychaeta; Dinophilidae
Source: the annotation of a GenBank genome assembly